AUAUGUCCUGUGGUCACGCAACACAAACAUGUCUGCGCCGCUGGCAAGAAAAGCGCGAUGAAUGUGUUUCCCUGAAGUCUAAUCUAAAUUCGUAUAUCGACUUUACAGGUAUCUAUUUAUAUUCCGUCAACUUUUCUUUAAAGGUGUGAUCCCUUCUGCCAUUGAAGUCACGAAUACUUUGUUGAAAGAUGUCGUCUGGAACCGCUUUGGUUUAUGAUGAGGAGAUGACUCGCUACAAACUGCUAUGGGUUGACCCGGCUUGUAAAAUUGAGGUCCCUGAGCGUCUGACUGUCAGUCACACAGCUCUGCAGGAGGAGGGUCUGGCUGAGCGUUGUGUCUCUGUGCCUAUACGCCAGGCCACCGACGCAGAGAUCCUACUGGCUCACAGUGAGGAGUACCUGGAGGCAGUAAAGAAGACACCACACAUGAGCCUUGAUGAGCUGAGGACCUUCACCCAGCAGUAUGGGGAUGUCUACUUCCACCCGAACAUCUACCAUUGUGCCAAGUUGGCCAUCGGGGCCACUCUCCAGCUGGUGGACAGUGUGAUGACGGGGAAAGUGAGGAACGGCAUGGCCUUGGUCAGACCCCCAGGACACCACAGUCAGCGCAGUGCUGCCAACGGCUUCUGUGUGUUCAACAACGUGGCCAUCGCUGCCCACUAUGCCAAGAAACAGUAUGAUAUCAAGAGGGUGUUGAUAGUGGACUGGGACGUGCAUCACGGACAGGGGGUGCAGUUCGCUUUCGAGGAUGACCCAAGUGUGCUGUACUUUUCCUGGCACCGCUAUGAGCACCAAGGCUUUUGGCCCAACCUGAGGGAAUCCGACUAUGACAGUGUGGGCAAGGAGAAGGGUGCUGGCUUCAACAUCAACGUACCCUGGAACAAGGUGGGGAUGGAGAACAGUGAUUACCUUUCUGUCUUCUUCCAUGUUCUCCUACCCAUCGCAUAUGAGUUCAGCCCAGAUUUGGUCUUUGUGUGUGCUGGCUUUGACUCUGCCAUUGGAGACCCAGAGGGUCACAUGUGUGCCACCCCAGACAUCUUUGCCCACCUGACCCACCUCCUGAAGUCCCUGGCUGGGGGGAAACUGUGUGCUGUCCUGGAGGGAGGGUACAACUUGACCUCACUGGCCCAAUCAGUGUGCCAGACCGUCCAGACAUUACUCGGAGAUCCCGCCCCCCAAACGUCAGAACUGAACGGCCCAUGUGAGAGUGCUCUGGAGUCCAUUCAGUGUGUGAGAUCAGCUCACAAGCCCUACUGGGCCUGCCUCAAACACACAGUUGCCCCACCCGUGUCUGAGCCCAGCACUAAACGCUGUAAGCUGGCAGAGAAGGAAGAGGGUGUCCAGGCUGAGGGGGUGGUGUGGAUGAAGCCUCCGUCCCGGUUGGCUCCUCCGGUCCACACUGAAGUGGCACUCCCUGCUGACCUGGAGGUCCCUGACAGAUGUGACCGUGUGAGGUCAUCACUGGCCCCAACUCUUGAGAUACUGCAAAGACUAAGGGAUAACUUUUUUGAAGGGUCGGCAGAGGAGGAUGCUCUCAUGUCUCUCUGCAGCGUCAUCGCGCUCUUUGAAAAGAUGAAGAAACAAGAGAUUCGUAACGGUCUGGCGCUGGUGCCUGAUGUCUCCGUGGCGAUGCUGUGUGCCGCGCAGCAUGCUCGGAUGUCUCUCACCAACCGGUUAUUGCUGGUGUACCUGGGGGAUGGGGAGAUCCCGACGUACGUCACUGAGGACGGGAAAGCACUAAUGGUGCAGAUCAGCAGUAAGGAGCCAGAGGAGCAGAAGUCCAGAUAUCAGGUUUCUGUGUCUCUGUUAAAGGGCUGCAGUGAUGUGGCAGGGUUGAUGCAGGCUGUGCUGUGCCUGCUCCUGCCUCUGGCCUAUGAGUAUGACCCUGGGCUGGUGCUGCUGGUGCGGGGGCCAGGCAGUGGGGUGGGGAAGGCAGCCUGGGCACAGAUCACCAGCCUACUCCAGGGCCUGGCACAGGGCCACACACUUGCCCUUUUACAGGAGGGUGAGGAGGAGGCUGUAGGGACCACGGCAGCCUCUCUGCUGGGGGACCCUGCUCCCUCUCUGGGGCCCCUGGGGGCCCCGCUCCCUGAGGACAUGGAGGCCAUGGAGAGACUGAGACAGAGGCUGCAAACACACUGGGGACUUCUGCAGAAUGCAGCUGCAAAGGGGAAAGAAGUCGAGGAAAAAGGACAGAACCAGGACUGAAGUCUCCACACCAAUUGGGUUUGUGACCAAGGGAGAAAAUCCAUCUCCCAGGCAUCCACUUUUAUACUGUUUGUAAUUUUGGUCAUUAAAAACAAU
Molecule: messenger RNA, 2303 nt
Organism: Oncorhynchus gorbuscha (pink salmon)
Lineage: Eukaryota; Metazoa; Chordata; Actinopteri; Salmoniformes; Salmonidae
Gene: hdac10
Product: histone deacetylase 10
Exons: 21
Coding region: 189-2207 (672 amino acids)
Biological process (GO): chromatin organization
Cellular component (GO): histone deacetylase complex
Molecular function (GO): histone deacetylase activity
Source: RefSeq, a predicted model, not a curated record